This is a messenger RNA of Lineus longissimus, 1999 nucleotides long. RefSeq names its product trimethyllysine dioxygenase, mitochondrial-like. The transcript has 8 exons. Lineage: Eukaryota; Metazoa; Nemertea; Pilidiophora; Heteronemertea; Lineidae. Bases 206 to 1474 code for a protein of 422 amino acids. Gene Ontology annotation, molecular function: iron ion binding; trimethyllysine dioxygenase activity. Gene Ontology annotation, biological process: carnitine biosynthetic process. Gene Ontology annotation, cellular component: mitochondrion. The record is from RefSeq and is a predicted model, not a curated record.
GUCAUCCGGUUGUUUUUACACUAAUCAAAUUACUGUUUCUCAGUAAAAUAAGUAAUGUCAACUGGAUUAUUUCCUUUAUUUCACUGAAGUAAUAAAGCAUCUACCUUUUAAGACAACAGUGCUCAAGAUUACCAAGAAGUCAAGUCAAUGGGUGAUAUGAAUAAAAGACUAUAUACAGAAUAACAAGACACAAUAUCAAUCCUGAAUGAUGCGAAAAGCAAUACUAGGAUGUACUUCGGUCUAUUUGAACAGACCAUGUGGACAGAUCCUUUGCCAGGGAUUCAGGAAUUCCCAUGGCCACUCUAUUGGCCUGUCAGCUCCUGCAUGCUCGAGGUUCACCCAUUCACAUCAAGGGAAUAGCAGAAGUAGUGAUGUGAUUUCUCGACAUUCCAAUCACCUUGAGUUGGCCCAUGAAGGAGAGUCAACCAUGCUCAAUUUCUUCUGGCUUCGCGACCAUUGCCGAUGCCCAUCCUGCUGGAAUGCCAAGACAUUGCAGAAGAAUGUUCGGUUUCAAGACAUCAAUCCAAAUAUUUCACCAGCCAAGUUCCUUAUUGAAGGAGAGAGUCUAAAUGUCGUUUGGCCUGAUGGUCAUAACUCUUCCUAUUCACUUCCGUGGCUCUUUGAGAAUGAUCCCAAGCGCUCCCUCGUCUCGAAAGUCAAGAAGAUCCUUUGGAACGGGGAAAGCUACAGUAGCUUGAAGAUCGAGAGAGUCAAAUACAAUGACUUUAUGAAUGAAGAAGAAAGUAUGAAGAUUUUCUUGAAAAAUUUAGCAAUGUAUGGAUUUGCUUUUGUGGAUGAGGUGCCAGCCGACCUUGAACACACCCAGAAAGUUUCUGAGCGAGUCGGUCCCAUUCAGGACACAUUGUUUGGCAAAACGUGGAGUUUUGAGGCCGAUGGUUCAAGAGCUGAUACGGCAUACACGAACAUCGCCUUAGGGGCUCACACAGACAUGACUUACUAUCAACACACUGCGGGCAUCCAAGUUUUCCAUUGUCUUUACCAUGAUGGUAAAGGAGGUGAAACAUUGAUGGAAGACGCCUUCUACUGUGCAACAAAACUCAAGGAGUCCAACCCAGAGGCCUAUGAUGUGUUAGCCAACACGUACGUCCGUCAUGACUACAUUGAACCAAGCCACGGGCAGCACUCGCAAAGUUUAGCGACCAUCAUUCAACACCAUCCACUAACAAAAGAGAUUGAGCAGUGCAGAUACAAUAACUAUGAUCGAUUGACCGUCAACACAAUCCCUCACGACCAGAUAAUGAAAUUCUAUCAUUCCGUCAAGGCGCUAUCCGAUAUUGUUGAGGAUGACACAAACGUGCAUUAUGAGAAAUUGUGGCCGGGUUCAGUGAUUUUUCUGGACAACUGGCGUGUGAUGCAUGGAAGGAAGGCGUUCACUGGUAAACGGAUCGUUGGUGGAAAUUACUUGGGAAGGGAUACUUGGACCAGUCGAGCACGAGCUCUUGGUGUUAUAUAAGUCUGUUUCAAGAAAAACUGGCACUUUGAUUUCUGGUGAUUUUUACGCAGAAAGUGCUAAUCUUAAGAAAAUGUGAUAUUCUAUCAGAAACUUUGAAGUCCAAAGUAUCUAAAAAAACUUGCUUUGCCAGGAUUGGACCAAGCAUGACCAUGACCAAGCCAUUUGAACUUAAAUACUGACAACUUUCUCCAGGCAUUUUAGGUGUUUUUGCAUGCAGUGCCGUUUUUGGUGAAAGGAAGUCUAAACAUGUCCAUGAGUACAUCGGUGCUAUUCAUGCUUCUGUGCAUGGAAAGAUUUGAUCUCCAAACCAAAACUGCAGAUGUACAUACAUGUAUUAGUGGGAUAAAAUAAUACCCUUGUGAUCAGUAGUUUGGCCCAAAGCUCCUGUAUGUAGUCCUCCUUUAAAGGGUGUACACUGCAGAAAUUUAAAGCUUUUGCUUUGUAAUGUAUUACACUGGUGGCGAUUAAACUGUACACACUGUUCAACAGUGGUUUGGUUUGAAAAUAAAGUCAAAUUAUGAUGAA